This is a messenger RNA of Triplophysa rosa, 836 nucleotides long. Its product is annotated as homeobox protein CDX-1-like. The transcript is spliced from 3 exons. Gene Ontology annotation, biological process: embryo development; animal organ morphogenesis; anterior/posterior axis specification. Lineage: Eukaryota; Metazoa; Chordata; Actinopteri; Cypriniformes; Nemacheilidae. Gene Ontology annotation, cellular component: nucleus. The coding region runs from base 29 to 415 and encodes 128 amino acids. The record is from RefSeq and is a predicted model, not a curated record. Gene Ontology annotation, molecular function: RNA polymerase II transcription regulatory region sequence-specific DNA binding; DNA-binding transcription factor activity, RNA polymerase II-specific.
UUAUGUUUCAGCUGCACAAUAUAACUCCAUGCAGCAUGGCUGUUUGGGUGGAGAAAAAUUCAGACGCAUGGCAGGUGGAAUGGCAGGUGCGAAGACCCGGACGAAGGACAAAUACAGAGUGGUGUACAGUGACGUACAGCGUCUGGAGCUGGAGAAAGAAUUUCAUUUCAGUCGCUACAUCACCAUCAGAAGGAAGGCGGAGCUUGCUGUGGCUCUCUGCCUAUCAGAACGACAGGUGAAGAUUUGGUUCCAGAACAGACGAGCUAAAGAGAGAAAGAUGAACAAGAAGCGACUGCAGCAGGUUCAGCAGACGUCCGGCGCAUCCGUCCACAGCAGCGUCGCCAUGGUUACCAGCACCAACAACACUCUAUUGACAGACAAUCAUAUAUCCCCUUCCAUCAAAGAGGAAUACUGAGAGAAACUGAAGAUAAACAGUAAAUGUUUCACAUUGCACUACACACACAUGUUUUAUUGUGAAUAAAGCACACAGUAUUUCAAUAGUUUGUAAAGAAUGAAGAUGUCAGUUUUUGAUAUGAGCACACUGACUGCUGAAUAGAAUUCUUAAUGGAUGACUGUAUAUUGAGCGCUGAUAUCGCCACUUUUCUAUGCAUAUUUGAUAUCUACUGAAUCAACAAAAUGUUUACUUUUUUGUUUAUUGUUGCUUCUUAAAAAAUGAUUUGGGGCAGAUCACUAAACCAGUAAAACCGCUUUGAAGUGAUUCUGCAUUUAAAUUGAAUGCAAACAUGUUCAUGUCCACGUCAUCUUUCUAUUAAAAACAAAGUAUUUUAGACGUUUGGUGGUGAGAGAAAAUGUGCUUUAUUCUCUCAAAAACAGAA